Messenger RNA from Cyprinodon variegatus (sheepshead minnow), 4129 nucleotides. It is a transcript of the gene wscd2, whose product is annotated as WSC domain containing 2. NCBI's taxonomy places the organism in Eukaryota, Metazoa, Chordata, Actinopteri, Cyprinodontiformes, Cyprinodontidae. The transcript is spliced from 11 exons. The record is from RefSeq and is a predicted model, not a curated record. Gene Ontology annotation, molecular function: sulfotransferase activity. The coding region runs from base 1143 to 2849 and encodes 568 amino acids.
CAGGGCGCACGGUGCGGCGCUUCCUCCCUGCAGCAUGAAGCUGUCAGCACAUCGGACAGCCGAGAAAAAGAGGGAGAAAAACCCAAAACCUAUCUAUCCACUGCUUAAAUCGAAUCAAAGCGUCGACUCAAACAAAUUACAGCCGUGAUUGCAAGGGGAAGAAGGGGUGUGAGCCCUGGGAGACAUAAACACUUCCCCUUCCCUCUCCGAGCGACACGCAGGAGCGUGCAGCGGGUUUCGCAGUGCACAGCAGGCUGGAGCUCAUUACUGAACCAGAACCCUACGAGCUUGGAUCCACAAACGAACCUCUGAAGCCUGGAAACAUGACAGACAGGGGAGUUGUUUAUGUUGGAGGUAAAACAUCUUGACCGACUCUGACAGAUAACCAUCAUCAGCUGAGUUUCCCUGCAUACCAUCUGCAGAGGCUUCAUCUGGAUUCACGGUAGAGAGGGUGAUUUGAAUGGAGGACUGGUGAACAACAGAGCUGGAGGAUUCUUGGUGAAGGACACUUCUGCAAAGUUAGGCCAAAAGAGACGUUUUGAGGAUCAGGGGUGAAUGCUGGGGAGGAAAAAUCGUUCACAGCUUUGUGGGGAUGUGCAUCCUGGCUGCAGAUAGUGAGUCAUACCCUCUUCUGUCCGAACCAUCUUGGUAAAUAAAAGUCGAAGGAUUUUAGCUCAGCUGGUAAAUAAAGCCCUCUUCCUUCUGCACAGCGUGGGAGAAAGUGCUGCUGCAGUACUGGUGUGGCAUCUCAGUGAGGCUGAUAGCGGAGGUGAAAGCAGCGUUGAGAGAUCAUCUUUCAGUAUGAGCCACUCACCUUUCAUUGCCAUGGCCCUGUAAGCCGGCUGUGAGGGCCAAGCUGCUGGUGGGAACAGACUCAGACUCUCACGUGGUCGCAUUCUGCUUAGAGGCACAGCUCACCCAUGCAGAGCAUCUUCCACAUGAGGCAGAAGGCUCAUACAUGAGCGAGGAGUCAUGUGAUUGCUUGGAUGACCUUCAUAUGAGAUACACUUUGACAGACCUUUUUUUUCCCCCUUUAUGCCCAUUGGGUCUGUUCAGGAGUAAAGUGAGAGCUGGUAUUGAUUCCUCUACUUUAUGAGUUUUCUUCACUGUGACAGUGUGUCUCAAAGGCAGGGGGAGCCAGCAUGGCAAAGCCUCUCCUGAGGAUACAGCGAUACUUCUGCAGAAAACCCAUCCGAUUCUUCUCCCUCAUCUUGCUUUACCUGACUGCAGGGAGCCUUGUCUUCCUGCAUUCUGGCUUUGUUGGGGACAGCAGUCCCGGUGCCCGAGGGGGCCGGGACUCUAUAGUUGCUUCAGAGGCAGGCGGACGGGCUUCGUUAUCAGACACUCGGGGGCUUGGCAUCAUGAGCAGGGUAUUCAAGGAGACUCGCAGGUCCGGACGGAGAUUUGGACCUCGUUGGAUGAGGAGGAGCGGACAGACGGAGCACGACUCAGUUGGAAGAGGGGGAGACUAUACCAGCAGCUGGAAUCGAGCUCUUAAAGGGCGCAAUGCCAAAGACCUGGAUGAAGGAAGAGCAAAGUAUAUCGGCUGCUAUGUUGAUGACACUCAGAAAAGAGCACUGAGAGGAGUUUCUUUUUUUGACUACAAAAAAAUGACUGUAUUUCGUUGCCAGGACAACUGUGCUGAAAGAGGGUACAUGUAUGCAGGUUUGGAGUUUGGGGCAGAGUGUUUUUGUGGGCACAAGAUCCAGGCACCCAACGCUUCUGAUAGUGAAUGCAACAUGGAGUGUAAGGGAGAGAGGAGCAACAUGUGUGGAGGAGCCAAUAGACUGUCCAUCUAUAGGCUGGAGCUGAGCCAGGAGUCUGCACGCCGCUAUGGCAGUGCCAUUUUUAAGGGCUGUUUUCAUCGGCCAGACAAUGUCACAGCAGCUCUUCCCUUCAGUGCUGUCAUCCAAAACAUGUCUGUGGACAAGUGUGUGGACAUGUGCACAGAAAAGGAGAAAUCGUUGGCAGCUCUGGCUGGAGAGAGAUGUUACUGCGGCUUUCCAACUCCUCUCUUUUCCCUUCACGAGCUGGAAGAAGAGGACAUGUGCCUCCAACGGUGCCCGGGAGAAGAGUUUGAAAGCUGUGGAAAUGACAAGUUCUUUGUGGUGUACCAGACACAGGUUCAAGAUAACCGCUGCAUGGACCGGCACUUCCUUCCUGCCCGCACUAAGCAGCUGGUGGCCCUUGCCAGUUUCCCUGGGGCAGGCAACACCUGGGCUCGCCACCUUAUAGAGCUUGCCACCGGCUUCUACACAGGCAGUUAUUACUUUGAUGGUUCCCUUUAUAACAAAGGCUUUAAAGGGGAGCGUGACCACUGGCGGAGUGGAAGGACGAUCUGCAUUAAGACGCAUGAGAGCGGCCGGAAGGAGAUCAAUGCUUUUGAUUCGAGCAUCCUCAUGAUCCGUAAUCCCUACAAAGCCCUGAUGGCAGAAUUUAACCGCAAAUAUGGUGGGCAUAUAGGGUUUGCCUCACAGGCACACUGGAAAGGAAAAGAGUGGCCUGAGUUUGUCAAGAACUAUGCCCCUUGGUGGGCUUCUCAUACCUUGGACUGGUUGACUUAUGGGAAAAAUGUCCAUGUCGUCCACUUUGAGGAUCUGAAGAGAGACCUUUUUUCCCAGCUCAAGGGGAUGGUCCAGUUUCUUGGCCUGAAGGUCUCAGAAGAUAGGUUGCUCUGUGUCGAGGGCCAAAAGGAUGGAAACUUCAAACGUUCGGGGCUUCGUAAGCUGGAGUAUGACCCAUAUACUCCAGAGAUGCGUUUGAAUAUUGAUGAACUGAUCAGGACUGUAGACGCUGCUUUGAAGAAAAGAAAAAUGUCUGGAGUUCCUGUGGAAUAUAUGCCAAGAUGAUAAAUGUGAAUCCAAUUUAGUUUUUUUCCCCUCCUUUUAAGAAUACUUUUCUGUCAAUAGACAGGGCACCACAUAUUGUUGGGUUUAGUUUUUUCCAAGUUUUUUUCAGGAUUAUUUUUUUGAUUAAUUUAAAAAUAUAGUGAGAUAUUUGCUUCUAUACUUAUUUGUCUCUGAUCUUGGUUUGUUUGUCAUACUUGCAUAAUUUCCACUUGCAUAACUUUUUCUGGAGAUGUUUGUGUUUUCCUAUUUAUAAAGCACUCCUUGCUCUAUGCACAUGUGCUGUGUAGGCAUGUGUACAUGCCUUAUUAUCAAGAAGGUACAAAACCUACAACUGCAGCAAAGCUCCUCUUUUGGGAUGUGCUGAAUGAUGUGUUUUCAAUAGCAUUUAGCACAAGUUGGAGAAAACAGUACUGUAAAGUCUGUUGAAUAAGUCUGUUUUGUGCAAAAAAUAAAACUUUUAAAGACAAAUCAACAUGCCUAUUUUGCAUUGCUCCAGCAUUAAAAGCUGUUUUAAAUGUAAAUGUCUCCGAUCUUUAAAAUAUUGUAACCUGAGAGGAUAGAUGCUAAAUCACUGAUGACAAUGUUUCCAAAGUAGACCUAUAGGUCUUUUCUUUUAUUUUCCUUAAAUGCAUUCAUGUUUGUGGUGCACUGCACAAGCUGACAGAUUUGUAUUUUGAUUUUUUUCUCUUUUUAAACACUGGAUUUAAUGCUACAAAAGGAAUCCAAAAAGCACUACACUGUGCAACACCUUCCCCAAAGAUUACCUGAAUUAUCAAAGUUUCCCUGUAGGUUGAAGAUCACCUUAAUGUGUUAUUAUAGAUGUAGGUUUUAUUUUUUUCAUUGCUUUUGAAGAAAGCUGUUAAAAACUUUUAGUCAUUUAAUUGUUAAUUAUGAAAAUAAAUAGACAAGGAUAGUGUGUCGACAGUCAAAUAUCUAAAAAAUUAAUCUGUAUUAUUUGUCACAACUUUAGAAAUACAUAAUUGUAUAAAAAGAAAUACAAUGAACAAUGCUGGGGGAUCCCCUAUAGCCAAAAGGUUUUAACUGACUUCCAUUUUCAGUAUAGUAUUAUAAAUAAUAUAUUUUUAUAUUAUAUGCUGACACUUGAGAAAUAUUUGUAUUAAAAUGAACAAAUGGGAGAAGCUGUUUCUCUUUUCAACAUAUGCUCUAAGUUGUAUUGGUUUCGGCUAUCAUUGACAAGCUGGCACUUUCAGAGCAGGUGUCAUAUCUGAAUGUAUUUUCCAUGAACUGAAUGUAAGGUAAAAAGACACAAUAAAGGAAUA